UUCAACACUACUAUAUAACAAAUAAUUUGAGAUGACAAGUAGUGAUAAAAAGGAUGAGAAGAAGAAUACCAAAGAUGGAACAAGGGUGUUUAAGAAAAUGUGCCUAGAUGGAAAGAUAUCAACAUACAUUGGAACAAGAGAGUUUGUUGAUCAUGUUGGGCACAUUGACCCUAUCGCGGCCGUUCUACUCAUCCAUGAGAUGGACUGGUUCACAGAAAAUAAAGAGUAUAAAGUAUACGCUGAGAUAACUGCUACCUUCCGUUACGGACGCGAUGACUUAGACGUGUUAGGGAUUAACUUUAAGAAGGAUCUCUACACGGACGCAAUGCAAGUAUACCCAGUGAAAGGAGUUGCCUCGUGUACCACUAAAAUACAAGGGAAACUCCUCAAAAAGCUAGGAUCCGAGCGGGCUUUUCCUUUUACCUUUGAUUUGCCGGCUGGUAUCCCAAGUUCAGUGACACUGCAACCUGUAAAGAACGACACCAGUAGUAAACCAUGUGGGGUGGAGUACUGCCUAAAAACUUACGUCGCUAAGGACAUGCACGAGCCCCCUGAUAGAAAGCAGGUUGUUGAUCUGCUGAUAAAGAAGAUAACCCAUGCUCCUGACACUCAGGCUCCUCAGCCCUACAUCGAGUCAGCUAAGAACUUCAUGAUGAGUCCCAACCCUUUACAUGUGGAGGCUAGACUCGAUAAGGAGCGAUAUAUACACGGUGAACCGAUCUACGUUCACAUAACGAUGGGUAACCAGUCGACGAGAGCAGUGAAAAAGCUAAGACUAUCCGUAAAACAAGUGGCUAAUAUCUGUCUCUUCUCCAAUGCUAUCUACAAGUGUACAGUCGCUUCCGUUGAACAUGAUUUAAAUGUGCAGCCGAGCCAGACGAUCGCCCAAACCUUCUCAAUACGACCUCUCCUCGAGGAUAACCGAGACAAAAGAGGGUUAGCUCUGGACGGUCAGAUUAAGAGUGAGGAUACAAACCUUGCCUCAUCAACCAUAGCGCUACCCAUCGCGAACAGAGAAGCACUGGGAAUAGUGGUGAAGUACAUCGUGAAGAUAGAGUUAUUUGUAUCUAUGGGAGGAGAGUUGAAGCUGGAGUUACCGUUCACACUGUCCCAUCCUAUCCCUGAACAUUACGAGGAAGAUAUGGAGCCCCCUCCUCAACCCACCGACGCCAACGCCGACAAUAUCAACCUAGAACUAGAUGAAACUGGUGCAUACAACAACACCUUGUUAUCGGCCCAGGCAGAUCACGACGACCCCCUGAUCGACCUGGAAGCAGCGCCGUUACAUGACGGUGGCGCAAACAGCAGCACCGGUGAGACAGCACAACCGUCCUUGCUGUAAAUCAUGUGAAUAACUCCCCUGAUCCGCGCACUCGCGACCAAUUACUGAUCGACUUCGAAAGUGACACGUUGACUUCAAAAGAGACUGACGCUUAGUUACUCUAUUUUUUCCUUCAACCAUCUCCUUCCCACUGAUCAUCAUUUUACUUCUCGGGCCAGGGGUGCAUAUUCUGAUUAUAGACCGAAUCAUGUACUGAGAAAUAUUAGGAGUGAGUUUUAGUGUUGAGUUUUACUGCAAGCUACGCGAUUCUAUUUUUCCAUCUAUAUAUUUGAUAGAAAAUUAUAUUGGUUGCAGUUUCUUUUUACUUGGUGCCACUAUUCCCGUGGCUUGGUUUACGGAAAUCAGAUCGGAAUAUGGUUUCGGUUUAUUUCUUCUGCUCUGAUUUGGAAACGCAACAAGCCAACCGGAACAGGUUCAACCUUUCUAUUUUAGAUACAGUCCUCUUUCGGAUAAUCUUAAUCAAUUUAAACACAAAUUCGAAUGAUCACUUUAAAUGACUUUAUGCUUAAACAUAGCGUUUAUGGCAUGAUCCUAUUAUGGUAAUUAUUGAGAGACAUAAAGGCCCGGUUGCGGUUGGCUACUUUGGUUUAUUUCACCUUGAUUGCUGUUUUUACCAUCAUUUUAUGAAUAUGAGAAGGACUUAGAACACAGACUGAAUAAGUUCUAUUCUGCUGUUCGGUUCUGCGCGCAGCACUUUUCGUGCGUGCCAGGAACGCGCAGCAUAAGACCUAUCAUUCUGACUUCUGUCGACAUACUAUAAUCAUAUAAUGUUUGUUACAGUCCGACUUAUUCGCUUAGAGUUAUUUUACUCCAUCAUCAAUAUUUCUGUUGGUGAUUUUCAAUUUUAAAAGGCUGGACGUUUAUGUAAAUUAGAUGAAUUCGAUCAUCAUUAUCAAACUCAAAGUCAAAGGAUGGAACGCAAUUUUAUAUUCUAUCGUAAAGUCAAAAUAACAUCAGUGCGAAAUUACAUUUGAAUAUAUUAUAUAUGCUGCCAGUUUUACUAGAUUCGGUUAAUUCAUUAAUUAAUCGAUUGAAAGAAUCUGAGAUAUAGUUAUUUCUGUAAAUAUAUGCAAAGAUCAAGCAAUGGUAAUAGCGAAAUUGUGGUUACACCAAUUUGUAAAUUGUCAUAAUUAGGGGUCGCUGACCCCCUUGCUUUACAGUUAUUUAAAAGAACUUGAGUGGGAUUUAACAAUGCGAUAUAUUUCGAAUUACAGAGUUUGAUUGUCGUUGAUGAGCCUAAGAGAGCUUAGCCGUUCAUUGGGGGAGAAUUUUGUUCUUAUUUUGAAUCUUAGCGAAGUCAAUCUUUUAAUACUUUUAGUGAUGAUUCGAUUACAAUUUUACUUCAAAAUGUUUCGACACUGACUGGUUUAUCUUUGAGCUCCAUUGAUUUUGCUACGGCUACUUUGGGAUAGUUGCUGGUAAUGCAACAGCGAUUUCUAUCUCAAAUUGAGGAAUUAUGUGUUCACCGCUUAACUUUUGCUAGUUUUACCUUCCUAGAUUGUUCUGAAAUUUCAUUGGUGUUUGAUUGUAUAUAUCAAAGAAUCGGCAUCAUUCAGCGGAAUAACAAGAGUUGAAUUUGAUUGCUAUAUUUGUAGAAUGAUGAUAUAAUCAUAAUUACUAUUAACGAAACUAAUUUGCCAAUUGAACGAAUUUUUGAACUGAAUAUUUGUUAUACCAUCAUCAAAUUUACGAACUGCAUGUUCACUGUUCAAUAACGAAUAAUAAUCAUUUAAUUUUCAUUUGAAAAGUUAGUUUUUGAGCAAUUCACUGUGAGAUCAUAUUCGUGCAUUAUUAUUAUUCAAAUUGACAUUUAAGUUUAGCCGAUGGUUGCUUAGAUAGAUGUUAGAUCUUCGAUUAUUAAAAAAUGCAACUACGAAAUUAUAUAUUUUGACUCCUGUUCUGUUAUUUUAAUUUUAACUAUUUGAUCCAAACUAAAAAUCUUGA
This is a messenger RNA of Bolinopsis microptera, 3286 nucleotides long. RefSeq names its product casein kinase I-like. Gene Ontology annotation, biological process: positive regulation of proteasomal ubiquitin-dependent protein catabolic process; signal transduction; positive regulation of canonical Wnt signaling pathway. NCBI's taxonomy places the organism in Eukaryota, Metazoa, Ctenophora, Tentaculata, Lobata, Bolinopsidae. Gene Ontology annotation, molecular function: protein serine/threonine kinase activity; G protein-coupled receptor binding; ATP binding. The coding region runs from base 32 to 1342 and encodes 436 amino acids. Gene Ontology annotation, cellular component: nucleus; cytoplasm. The transcript is spliced from 16 exons. The record is from RefSeq and is a predicted model, not a curated record.